This is a messenger RNA of Suncus etruscus (white-toothed pygmy shrew), 273 nucleotides long. RefSeq names its product pancreatic polypeptide (gene PPY). NCBI's taxonomy places the organism in Eukaryota, Metazoa, Chordata, Mammalia, Eulipotyphla, Soricidae. Gene Ontology annotation, biological process: feeding behavior; neuropeptide signaling pathway. The record is from RefSeq and is a predicted model, not a curated record. Gene Ontology annotation, cellular component: extracellular region. Bases 1 to 273 code for a protein of 90 amino acids. Gene Ontology annotation, molecular function: neuropeptide hormone activity; neuropeptide Y receptor binding. The transcript is spliced from 2 exons.
AUGGCCGCCAUGCACCACUGCCUUGCGCUGGUGCUCCUGUCCACCUGCCUGGCCCUGUUGCUGCAGCCCCCCCGGGGUGCCAGGGGAGCCCCGCUGGAGCCUGCCUACCCCGGGGAUGAUGCCACUCCUGAGCAGAUGGCCCAGUAUGCAGCUGAGCUCCGCAGAUACAUCAACAUGGUGACUAGGCCCAGGUAUGGGAAAAGAGAUCGAGAUGACACGCCGGACUUCAGGGAGUGGGGUCCUCCGCACGCAGCCGCCCCCAUGGGUCUGUAG